Diaporthe amygdali is the source of this 3876-nucleotide messenger RNA. RefSeq lists its product as uncharacterized. Bases 1 to 3876 code for a protein of 1291 amino acids. The transcript is spliced from 9 exons. Lineage: Eukaryota; Fungi; Ascomycota; Sordariomycetes; Diaporthales; Diaporthaceae. The record is from RefSeq and is a predicted model, not a curated record.
AUGCGUGACCAUGAUGACUGGGAGGAUGUCGAUGACGACGUUGACAUGGACGUCUUGGAGGAGGAACUCCCAGAUGAGAAUGGCUCUGAGGAGGUGAUCUCUGAGGAGAGCAUUCCAGAGGCGCCAGUUUCAGAAGAGAGAGCCUCAAGGGAUGAUGGCCCACAGACAGAUGAGGAUAUCGACCCAACUUCGUCCUGGGAUCAACUACCAUACGAGCUCUCCCACAAGAUCCUGCAGAUACUCGCCGAGGACGAGGCAAAGUCCCACCUGAUGGCCGAGUACGCCGUCGUCUGCAAGUCGUGGCAAGCCGAGAUUGAGAAGGCCACCUUCGGGUCCCUGGCGGUGAAGCAGACGGACCUGCCGCAGCUCGAAGAAUACGUGACAGGCCGGCGGCGGGCCCUGCUGAAACACAUAUGGCUCAAGGUCGAGCUGCCAGAGUACUCUCGCCGGUCGCGCCAGGUCCCGGAGGCGGACCAGGAUCAGGAAGAGAACAAUUACAAGUAUUCCAUGGCGCUCUACGACCUCUUCAAACUCCUGGAGCCGUGGAAUACGCCAGAGUUUUGGUUAGCCAGGAAUGGUCGCGGCAUCAGCCUCGAGCUCAGUGCCUUUUCUCCUAGUGAUAAAAGACACCUAUUCGGCGAGGCAGGCCUGGAUGCGGACGGCAACUCGAGGUACUUUGACUCAUUGCUGGAUUUUAUGCUCUUGGUGGUCCCAGACCCCCAAGGCAUUCAUGGCUUGCACAUCGUCGAUGUGGUGACGAGUUUUUCUAUACUGCGGCGGAAUUUCCGCAACGUGUCGGCUACGUCACUCAUCCCGAUUCUGAGAUCAUUACCUCGUCUGCAAGAGGUGCGGCUCGAGCCGUGGCAGCAAGUCGACCAGCCUGCCCAGGAAGAUGUUGAUAGCGAACUCGCCGGCCAGAUACCCUUCUGGCCAACGACUCUGAAGCGCAUCAGCAUUUUCGAGCACUUCGGCGCCUUCGACCAGAACGAUAUGUGGGACACGAGAAUACGAUUCCCGUUCCUCGCACACGGCCUGCGUCGCCUGAGCACACACCUCGAGGAGCUCAGCGUCUCGUUCGCGGCAGACGCAAAGGACUUCUUCCAGCCGUGGGCCAACCUGAAGCCCGGCGCCCCAUCGCCCCAGCUGCCGCAAUGGAAGCACCUGCGCUGGCUCACUUUGACCUCGCGCAUGAUCGCGGAGGUGGCAUUCCCGGACGAGGUUAACGGCCUCCUUCGCUCGGCCGGGCUGGCAGCCAAGGAGAUGCCGGCGUUGCAGGCGAUGGAGCUGUACAACGCGACAAAAUGGGAUGCCGGGGUGUUCCGGUUCUUGGUGGUGGAGAACACGGGCGUGAUCAGCUGGACCAGCACGUGGGAUUUCCGGAUGGCGGCGGGCGUCAAGAGUUUGUGGAGGGAGGUGGCACUGCUGCGCACGCGGCAGGAGCCGUUCGUGUUCGACGAGGUCAAGAUGCCCAACUACAAGGGCGGGCCCGAGGGCUUUAUCCACUCGGAGCUUUCUACGAGGGAGCUGGUGCUGCACCCGAUCUCGUCGGCGGAUAUGAUGGGAGAGAGGCCGUUCCCGGACCCGGUGCUGCGUGGAAUGGACCGCCUGCGGGAAAGUCGCGCCUUCGGAACGGUCGCGCCUUCGGUGACUUUGGAGCACUUCGGUGUUGACGAUGCCUCCGGGCGCCGGUCGGGCUGCCAAGGUCGUACUUUGAUAUGCUACCAUGGGUACCCCUUUUUUCUCGAAGGCCGGGGAAGACGGACUGGAUGUAACCCUUCCCAGGUCGAGGGACCAGAAAGCGGGCGCGCUGUGGGCGGAUCCUUGCGCUGGCUGACGGGCGGGUCCUCUUUUUGGGUGGUGCAGAGCGAGAUGGGGAGUUAUGCUGUUGAGAUGCAGGCUUGGGUUCGAGAUGAGGCUAUCACUGAAUGGCCCCCCACCGCCCUGUUUGCCUCUGGUCUCUGGUCUCUGGUCUCUGGUCUCUGGUCUCUUGUCUCGCCCGACCCCUCGAAACAAUCAAGCCUCCCAGCCCAGCAGCCAACCGAUCCGGUCCGAUCAGCAGAGCAGAACAGUCGGUCACGGUUUCGCAGCCACGGCCACUGUCACGCGGUGCCGAGUCUCCUGCGUCUUGUCACCUUGCUGGUCGUGCGGCGGCACGAGGAUCCAGUCUCAAUUGUCUCAGCGGCACGAGGAUCCAAGGCCAACGGACGAUCCCCCUACCGCCGCGCCCUGCCUAAUCUCCACGUGCAGCCUGCAAAGGGCCACCGCGAAAACAUGUCCGCUCUGUCCGCCGUCCAGACGGCCACCACCUUGACUCCUCCUAGCAGCUCUCAUGGCGAUGGUAACGGCUUCUCAUGGGACUUCACGUCUGCCAAACAUGAGAACCGUCCAUACGAGGAGAAAAACACCCUCAAGAGCGAGAACACAAACGGAAUCUACAGAUCACAUCACCUUGCCAGGGACGACAACGGCUCGAACUUUGAUCCAGACACGUCAUCUAAGGGCUCGAGUGGUGGAGAUCGGGUGAACGGACCAGGUGCCGGUGCAGUCUCGCAUUCCCUCAGCAACGACGACUCCGACACCGACGAUAGACCCGACAACGUAGUCGACGUGCCCUUCGAGGAUGAGUACCAACGCAGUGGCCGCUCGCAGACGAGGAGCAAGGAUCAUUUAAACUACGAGGAAGAUUCGAAAUGGAUUCACAGGGACUUACUCGCCAAGAUCGAAAGCCAGGAGCUGCAGGCUGCUGGCAUCACCUUGCCACGGUCUCGAUCUCGGAGCAGACAUCGUAAAGACAGGGACAGGAGCCAGAGUAGUGCGAGGAAACCAAUGCAGGACAACUCUUCGAGGUCUAGGAAGAACUCGUCACAUGCCAUGGAGCCCAAGACGCCUGACACGUCUGAGGCCAUCAAUGGUUGGGAUUCAAGACCGAUUGAGGAGGCCGAGGCUGAAGGUGAUGCGCCCGCAAAGCCCGCUGGCGGCUCUCGCAUACCGGUACCCAAGAAGAGCCCAUUGCCACUUCCCGCACAGCACAUGGACCGGGAUAAGUUGAUGAAGAGGGAAAACAGCCCUGAGGAGCUAGAGAAGCGGAUUGAUAUGCCCAAGGCUCGCUCAAGGUCGAAUAGUACCACCUUGAAGAACCUCGAGCCCUCACCAACCUUCAAAGCCCACCCAGCCAAACGCGCUGCGACCACGGACUUGUCUCCCAAGAAACAGACCACGACUGGACCUCGCAAAGGCUCAGCACCGUCCAAGUCGAUACCACCAGAAGCCCGUGGUAAGGUCAAACCGAAGCCGAAGAACGGGACAGCCAGCAGCAACACACGGCCCUCCACCAGGUCCGGGGAGCGUGAGUUAUCCAUAGGCUCCAAACCGAUGGAGGGCGAUCCGCCAUGGCUCGUGUCAGCGUACAAGCCUGACCCUCGCCUACCGCCAGACCAGCAGCUGCUGCCCACCGUGGCCAGGCGACUGCAGCAGGAGAAAUGGGAACAGGAGGGCAAGUUUGGAAGCAUUUACGACAAGGACUUCAGGCCGCUUACGGGCGAGGGUUUCCUGGCGCCUCCGGACCAUAUACCAUCAUCCUCGUCUGAUGACAUAGUGAAGCAGGAGGUGGAGAAGCCGUCCGACGACUGGCCCUUGAAGUCGCCAGAUAUCCCGAGAAGCCCAGCAUCACCCGGGAGGUCCAGUUCAUACUCCACCAUGCCCAAGAUCCAGGAUAAACCACCUGCUAGCCCGCUUGCGAGCCCGAAACCACCAUCGCGGCGCGCCGAGUCUCCAGAACCGAUGCAGGUCACGAGGGUACCGGACAUCCCGGAGAAAGAGCCGGAGAACACAGGGAAGAAAGAGAAGGGAGGCUGUGGCUGCUGUAUUGUGAUGUGA